AUGUCGUUCAUGGGUGGCGCCGAGUGCUCGACCGCGGGCAACCCGCUCAGCCAGUUCCAGAAACACGUUCAAGACGACAAGACACUACAGCGCGAUCGCCUCGUCGGUCGCGGCCCCGGCGGUCAACUAAAUGGUUUCCGCAGUCAGAAUGCCAACGCUCCCCAGGACGAGAUGAUGAACGGCUUCCUCAAUGGCGGUCCCAAUAUGCAGCAAGAGUUCCCCAUGCAGGGCCCCAUGAAUCCAGUUCAACACACACCCAUGCGCGCCAGCUCUACAUCACCGACCUGGGCACACGACUUCAACAGCCAGCCCGGCAUGGAGUCGGCCUUCAAGCCCCCAAGCAACUCCCACUUCAGUGCCGAGGAGUUUGCCCGUUUCAACAUGAACGGUCAGGGCUCCUCUGCCCGCUCCAGCCCCAUGCAAGCCAACAUGUCGGGCAGUCAGAUGCAGCGCCCGAUGAUGAACAGCGGCAUGGGCAUGGGCAUGGGCAUGGGCAUGGGGUACGGCAUGGGCGGAUCCAUGAUGCCCAUGUACCAGCAGCAGCAGCAGAUGCGCAACCAGCAGCAGCAGCAACCACAAGAUGUCAAGGGUAAGGGCAAGCUUGUCGAGCUCGACGAAAGCAAGUGGGAGGAGCAGUUUGCCCAGCUGGAGCUGGAGGACCAAACCGAGGCCGAAAAGGUCAAAGAGAAUGAAGAAGCCAGCGCCGCCGAGCGCGAGCUGGAUGAAAUGGACCGGGCUAUCCAGUCUGAAACGAAUGAGUCCCUGGUUCAAGAUGAAUCUCUAUUCGACCAAUUCGAUACCGAGUGGACGAACGAUAUGAUCCCCGAUUUGCAAGGCCUCGGAGACUGGGGCCGUUUCGGCGACCCCGUCGUCGAGAACUACAUGUUUGAGCAGGAGAACUUUUUCAAGGACGAGAAGAAUGCUUUCGAUGAGGGCGUCCGCGUCAUGAAGGAGGGUGGAAACCUUUCCCUGGCCGCUCUGGCCUUUGAAGCCGCCGUUCAGCAGAACCCCGAGCACGUGGAAGCCUGGGUCUACCUUGGCUCAGCGCAGGCGCAAAACGAAAAGGAGACAGCUGCCAUCCGCGCGCUAGAGCAGGCGCUCAAGCAUGACCCCAACAACCUUGCCGCUCUGAUGGGCCUUGCCGUCUCCUACACCAACGAGGGCUACGACAGCACCGCAUACCGCACGCUCGAGCGCUGGCUCUCGAUCAAAUACCCAACCAUCCUGGAUCCCAAAGACAUUCACCCACCUGCCGAUAUGGGCUUCACCGAUCGCCAGAUUCUGCACGAAAAGGUCACGGACCUGUUCAUCAAGGCCGCGCAGCUCAGCCCCGAUGGCGAACACAUGGAUCCGGACGUGCAAGUCGGUCUCGGCGUCCUCUUCUACGGCGCCGAAGAGUACGACAAGGCCGUCGACUGCUUCCAGUCGGCGCUGCACUCGUCGGAGCAGGGCACCAUGAACCAACAGGAGCAGCUGCACCUGCUCUGGAACCGCCUGGGCGCGACGCUGGCCAACAGCGGCCGCUCCGAGGAGGCCAUCGCAGCGUACGAGCAGGCGCUGUCGCUGUCGCCCAACUUUGUGCGCGCUCGCUACAACCUGGGAGUCAGCUGCAUCAACAUUAGCUGCCACCAGGAGGCGGCCUGCCACUUCCUCGCCGCUCUCGAGAUGCACAAGUCGAUCGAGAAGUCGGGCCGGAGCAAGGCUUACGAGAUCCUCGGCGAGGGCAGCGCCGCUCAAGUCGACGAGACGCUCGACCGCAUGUCGGCACAGAACCGCAGCAGCACGCUGUACGACACCCUGCGCCGCGUCUUUACGCAGAUGGGCCGCCGGGAUCUGGCCGAGAAGACGGUCCCCGGUGUCGACCCUGACGUGUUCCGUCCCGAGUUUGACUUUUAA
Molecule: messenger RNA, 1896 nt
Organism: Akanthomyces muscarius
Lineage: Eukaryota; Fungi; Ascomycota; Sordariomycetes; Hypocreales; Cordycipitaceae
Exons: 3
Coding region: 1-1896 (631 amino acids)
Biological process (GO): protein import into peroxisome matrix, docking
Cellular component (GO): peroxisomal membrane; cytosol
Molecular function (GO): protein binding
Source: RefSeq, a predicted model, not a curated record